AUGGGAAUUUUUGAUGGAUUGCCUGUGUCUCCAGACAAGGAACACUUGAGGGAAGAGAUUGCAAAUAUAGAUGAGAGCUGGGCUGCUGCUCGUUUUGAUUCAUUACCUCAUGUUGUCCAUAUUUUGACGUCCAAAGAUCGUGAAGCUGAAGUCCAGUUUUUAAAGGAGCAAAGUGAUGUUGUUGAGGAGGUUGUGGAUGAAGUUGUGCAUAACUAUCACAGUGACUUCAACAAAGCAAUUCAAAAUUAUUCUCAGGUUGAUUUGGCUGAAGCAAAGAAGCGUCUUAGUGCACGCAAUAAACAACUGCAUCAGUUAUGGUACCGGUCGGUUACAUUGCGUCACAUAAUCUCCCUCUUAGAUCAAAUUGAGGGCAUAGCUAAGGUUCCCGCUCGGAUAGAGAAGCUGAUUGAUGAAAAGCAGUAUUAUGCUGCAGUUCAAUUUCAUGUUCAAUCAAUGUUGAUGCUUGAAAGGGGGGGGCUUCAAACGGUUGGUGCCCUUCAAGAUGUUCGCUCUGAGUUGACAAAGUUGCGAGGAGUUCUGUUUUAUAAAGUGCUAGAGGAUUUGCAUGCUCAUCUUUACAACAAGGGUGAAUAUAGUUCGUCUUUUGAUGGCCCUGAUGAGGAGGGCACUCUGGAACUUCAUGACGAAGCUACCUCAGAUGGGCAUAGGGUCAAUGGUGAUGUCAAAAUUGUGCCUCGUGAGAUGCCAACAUGGCUUCAGUACUCCACCCCGGACGAAUUUCUUGAAGCAAUAAAGAAAAGUGAUGCUCCACUUCAUGUCAAGUAUCUGCAGACCAUGGUUGAGUGCCUUUGCAUGCUUAGAAAAGUUGCAGCUGCUGGAGCUAUAAUAUGCCAAAGAUUGCGACCUACAAUUCAUGAGAUUAUCACAUCCAAGAUUAAAACUCAUGCAGAGCUUGUUAAUUCUUCGAGAUCUGGCAUUGGGCAGGCUGCGCGACCUGCAAGUGCUGGUCUACGUUUCAUGAAGGGACAGUUACAAAGUUAUCAGUUGCCAAAGCAGAAGCGUCAGAAUGGGAUAUCAUUGUCUGGAACUCUUUUGGCGGUAAGCCCUGUCUCACCUGUGAUGGCUCCUGCAGGGAAAGCACAGGCCGCGGCUAAAGAACUUCUUGAUUCGAUUUUAGAUGCUGUUGUUCGGAUAUUUGAGAACCAUGUUGUUGUUGGGGAGCUUUUGGAAUCAAAGUCUUCUGUUCAAACGGACAUGAGCACACCAAAAUCAAUGCCAACAGAUGUAAAUUGGAAUCCCGAUUUGGAAGCAUCUCAAGUUACUGGAGGCUACAGCAUUGGUUUUUCCUUGACAGUAUUACAGAGUGAAUGUCAACAACUUAUUUGUGAAAUCAUGCGGGCAACUCCUGAAGCUGCAUCUGCCGAUGCUGCUGUACAAACUGCUAGACUUGCAAACAAGGUCCCUUCCAAAGACAAGAGGCAAAACAUUGAAAGUGAUAACAUGGUGGGGAAUGUGUUCAUUAUAACCAACUGA
Messenger RNA from Prunus armeniaca (apricot), 1494 nucleotides. Lineage: Eukaryota; Viridiplantae; Streptophyta; Magnoliopsida; Rosales; Rosaceae. The record is from the annotation of a GenBank genome assembly.